Molecule: messenger RNA, 855 nt
Organism: Hippocampus zosterae (dwarf seahorse)
Lineage: Eukaryota; Metazoa; Chordata; Actinopteri; Syngnathiformes; Syngnathidae
Gene: commd4
Product: COMM domain containing 4
Exons: 8
Coding region: 124-723 (199 amino acids)
Source: RefSeq, a predicted model, not a curated record
GGAUCCCUGCGUCGGAAUCCUGUGUGGAACGAACGCACCGCCCACUCUGAAUAGUCCAAUCAGCAGCGAAGUAUGCAAGCUACUUCCUUUUCACUUCCGCGUCUCGUUUGCAGUCCGUGAGCCAUGCGGUUCCGAUUCUGUGGAGAUUUGGACUGCCCCGAUUGGGUGCUUGCCGAAAUCAGCACUCUGUCGAAAAUUUCUAGUGUCAAAAUGAAACUCCUUUGUGCCCAAGUAUUGAAAGGUCUGCUCGGGGAAGGCAUUGAUUAUGACAAAGUCACAAAGCUUACAACUGAUGCUAAGUUUGACAGUGGAGACAUUAAAGCCAGUGUGGCCGUGCUCAGCUUCAUUUUGUCCAGUGCGGCAAAGCAUGAUAUCGACAGUGAAUCUUUGUCCAGUGAGCUGCAGCAGCUUGGCCUGCCUAAAGAACACACAAUGGGGCUGUGCAAGUCGUAUGAAGACAAGCAUUCCGCAGUGCAAGACAAACUGAGAGAGACCAGCUUGAGAUUGGGCCGACUGGAGGCAGUCUCCUGGAGGGUGGACUACACGCUUAGCUCAAGUGAGAUGAAGGAAGUGAACGAAGGGGUCGUUCAGCUAAAGCUGCAGGCUUCAGGAGCCGAGUCAGGUUCCUCACAAACCACGGUGGUCUCGCUAUCUGCUGACAAAUUCAGAGUCUUGCUUUCAGAGCUCAAACAAGCCCAGGCUAUGAUGAAUGCUUUACAAUGACCGACAGAGUCAAUUCCCACCUCCUCAGUUUCAAAACAUGACACAAAUGCCAUUUGCCAAUUGUGUGUGAGUGAGUGAGUGAGUGAGUGAGUGAGAGAAUUUCUAUAAUUAAAUAUGCAGCUUGUUUGUUGA